Molecule: messenger RNA, 936 nt
Organism: Pelodiscus sinensis (Chinese soft-shelled turtle)
Lineage: Eukaryota; Metazoa; Chordata; Testudines; Trionychidae
Source: RefSeq, a predicted model, not a curated record
AUGAGGAAAAAAAACCUGGAGAAAGCCUUUGCUACAGUGGCCUUGGUUUACAACAACUCGGCCGACCCCGAGGGCAAACUCAGCAACGCUGAAACCAAAACCCUGCUGCAAACCCAGUUUGUGAAUUUCAUACAGGAGCUCAGACUACGUGAUCUCCACAGUCCCAAUGUACUCAUCUCUUGUGAGUCAUGCAGAAAAUUCCGUGACUGGCAUAGCUACACGAACCUGGAUAGAAAGGCAGGAAAAUGCAUCAACGGGGCCAAGAAAGCAAACCCAAGCACCAGGAACUCAUGUCUGCCCUGGAAGAGGGUCAAGACAACAAAAUGGAUUUUGAAGAUUUCGUGAUCUUGCUCCUCAGCCUCGUUCUGAUGUCAGACCUCCUGCAGGAGAUCAGAAAUGUCAGACCCACAAAAUGAGCCAUCCCGCAUAAGGAGAUUGAGAGCGAUAGCUGUGUACAUAGUGGAAGGAGCAGCCAUCAGUGGGAAAACAGGAAUCAGUGGCUUUGUAAAUAUUUUGAUGGAAGGAUGCGAUUUCAUUUUAAAGGGACUACAUUUGGUUCAAAUCUGUACAGAAGGCCAGUACAGUGCCCAUGUCCCACUGAAAUGCUGCGUAAGUGAUGCAUAAGCCUUAAAUCCAUCGCCCAUAGUAACUACCACGAUGUCUUCACUGCAUUCUUUUUCCUGCCUAAAGUCAAUUGUGCACCACAAAUCUCUUUAUAAAAGACCAUCGCUUGUUUCCUUUAGAUGCAAUGUUUUAGAUUUCAUUAAGUGAUCGUUGUUGAAGAAAUCACGUGUUCAACAUUCAGAAUGCAUCUGUCACACUGAGGUCACGAAUCAAAGCCAAGUCUGUAUUGGGAAGUUAGAGAAAUAAGAACAUAAAAAUAAGAACAUAAGAAUGACCAUACUUGGUCAGACCAAAUGUCCAUCUAGCCCACUG